This is a messenger RNA of Paramecium sonneborni, 2938 nucleotides long. NCBI's taxonomy places the organism in Eukaryota, Ciliophora, Oligohymenophorea, Peniculida, Parameciidae. The record is from the annotation of a GenBank genome assembly.
AUGCCUAAUUAUUUACUUGCAUUCUUUUUAAAUAGUAGUGAAAGUUCAACAAGUAUUUACGGAUUGAAUGUAACAUCUAAUAAAAUGCUUUUUGUUUUUAAUAAUUCUGUAAUAAUUGAGAAUUCUAAUUUUUUUAUGACAACUUCAACAUGUACUAAUAAUGUAAACAUAUUGCCAGGAAUGAUUAAUAUUUUUAAUGUAAAUUUUGAAUCUGUAGAAGAUUAUUUAUUACAUAAUUAAUUUAGUUUUUUAUAAUAGCCUACUCGAUUUACUGCAUUUUUUUAAGUGUCUAAUUACACAUUUUUUAUAUUUAGCAACACUUCUUUAAUUAUGAAUAAUAUUUCAGUGAUUGCAAGUCAGAUAGGUUUAUUAAAUAAUGGUACUAUUAAUUUGGAAAAUAGUUCAUUGAAUACUUCAUAUUCUGGCUGUUAUAUAAACUAAGGGUACAUCAAUAUUUUAAUAUAUGAAUAGGAAUGCAAGGGGUCCUGAAUUCAUUAAUUAUAAUUAAAAAUGUUUUGCUAAUGGUGGUUCUAAUUCUGGAUAUGGUGGAAUCGGAUUAAAUAUUGGAGAUUCAUAUUUAAGUGAUUGUAUAUUCUUAACAAAUUCAACUAGGUUUAUGUUUGAUUUAUAUCCCUAUGGUUAUUUAUUAACUAAUCUAUAUUAGGGAUCAGGUGGUAGUUCUAUUAAUGUUAUAGAACUAGUUAAAUCAUUUGGAAAUCUGUCAUCAAAUUUAUAAUAUGGAUGGGGGGGUGGUUCUAUUUUUAUUUUUGCAAAUUAAUCAUUAAAUAUGACUAAUUCAUAAUUAUUAGCAAAUGGAUAAAAAGGAUAUGUAGAUAAUAUAUCUAAUUACAGUAUUGGUGGUGGUGCUGGAGGAUCUAUUAAAAUAUAUUCUACUUAAAUUAUAAGUGAUAAUUUAUCUUCUAUUUAAAUGAAUGGUGGAGAUAGUGAUUCAAAUGAUUUAGUGGGGGAAGGGGGUGGAGGAGUUCUAUAAUUUAAAUGUUUAUCUAGUCCAUUAAAUAUCUAUCUAUCAUCAAAUUUAUCUAAUUAUUGUUCAAAUAGUACAUUUCUAGGAACUAUAUUAAAUUCACCUGGUAAAAGAAAAUAAGCACUUAGUUCAGGUUUACUUGGAUAAAAUGGAAGUUUAUUUGAACCAUUAUGUCCACCUGGAUCUAAAGUUUACAAUUUCUCAUGUGUAUCUUGUCGUAAUAGUUCAGAUAAAUAUUAGUCAUAUUCUGUUUGGUGGAGUUCAUAAUGUGUACCUUGUCCAUAUACAUUUGUAUCUAUUUAUAUUUUUAAUUGAUAGGGUAAAUUUGAUAAUGAUGAUGGUAAUACAUUUUGCAAUUAAUCUCUUAGUUGUUAAGCUACAGAAUGCUGUAUUGAAGAUAUAAAAAUUCUAAGAAAUACAGGAAUUUAGUUAGUUGUUUUUAUGUUGUUAAUAAUAAUUGGUUAUGUAUUACGAAGACAAUAUAAAAAAAAAGAUUCAACAACUGAAAAAAACUUUAAUUUUGAAAAUGCUACCAAAGAAAUUAUUGCAGAUAAAAUAAUUACUGAAAGUUUAUAGGAAACAGAUUAAUUUGUCUUAGGAGAUUUAAUGUAUCAUGCACAUAGAAUACCUGUUAUUGGUAAUAAUACUUUUCUUAAUCCCUGGUUUUUACAUUCUGAACCACCUGUAGAAAUUGACAAAGCUGUUAAUAAAGAAGAAUAUGAAAAGUUUGCCAAAAAUUUCAAUGAAAUUGCAGCAUGGAGUAAAACUAAAUAUAUCAUUUUAAAUUUUUUGGCUAUUUUAUAUUACCCUUUAUAUUGGGGAUGGUAAACUAAAAUUAAAAAGGAUAAAUAUAAAUUAUUAGCUGCUUUGUUAAAUAAAAAUGAAAUUCCAAAAUUUUGGAAAUAAUCAUCUGACUAAACUUAUGGUAGAUUUAAAAUGACUAAAAGUGCAGAUUACACUCUAUUAUAUAUUGAUAUUUUUAAUUAUAAGAAUUGUGAUUUGAAAUAUAUUUAUCUUACUUGUCCUUUUAUUAUAUAUUUAUCUGGAGAAGGUAAUUAUUUAAGACCAUUUUAUUUAUGUGAAUCAGAUUAAUUUUUAGUUUCACUAUUUUUUGCUGUAAAUUAGACAACAAAUUCAAUAUAAAAUAGAUAAAAUAUUUUAACAAAUUUAGUUAGUAAAGAUGAGAGAGAAGAGAAUUCAAAGGAAAUAAGAAGAUUUUUAAAGAAAUUUAAUAAAGUAGCAAUGACAUUAGAUUUUGGAGCUUUGGAUAGUAGUUUCAUAUCUAAUUUUAAAAGAUUAUUUGAUUUAUUGGAGAAAUGGAAUAAUUAAUUUUUUAAUAAUCAUAAUGUUAAAUUGUAAUUAUUGGUUGCAUAAUUUCCAUUUGAUUCACAACAUUAAUCAUCAACAAUAACAUUGAUAGAGAUGAAAUCAGAUAGUUAAUUUAAUAAUUUUAUGAAAGAACUUCAUAAGAAUGUGAUAUUUUAGAAGAUAUAGGAUGUAAAAUUUGGUGUAUUUAUUUUUAAUACAGAAUAAGAUCCUGCUGAUAUUGAUUAAUAAUUGAAAAAUUAGAAAUUCAGUUUUAAUGAUUAUGAAGAUUUUUCAAUUAGACAUUUUGAAUUUGAUUAUGAUGAUGAAAAUUCAAUAGAUAUAGAAUUAUUAAGAGAAUAGUUUUUAUCUAAAAGUACUGAUAAAGAUCAUUAAUAAAUUGGACAUACAAAACAUCAAUUUAAAUAAAUAACUAAGAAAUAAAGUUAGAGACCAAACUCAUUUUCAAAAACAUAUCAUUUAAUAAUAAGAAUAUUUGAUUAUAUUAGAUUUCAAUCAUUUUCUCAUAAAAGAACAUUUUUAGAUAAAUAUACAUUAAUCAUAAUGAUUUGUAUAUUGAUAUUAUUAGAUAAUGUACAAAAUAAUAAUUAUAAAAUUAGUUUUUGUUAUAAAGCAUAUUAAGUUUGA